GACUGCGCUACGCCAAUAGAUAAGCUUGGCGGGGUACUGCAGCAGGAUGCUACAGUACCUGUCACACCGGCCACCUCAGCUCGCUCGGGUACUGUACAGGAGCUUGGACAUGCGCAAAGACUGCCCGAGUAGCAACCUAUACCUCCGCCACCUUAUCUCCCGUUUCACAACUCCGCAAAAGCAAAAAAUCAACAUCGGCGCGACAACCAAGAUUUAGAGACGCAUUCGCUGCUGCUGUCGCCUUGUUGGUGUCCCAGAAUGCCCUCGCGUUCGCGGUCCGGGUGCGCCGAGUGCAAGAGGAGGAAGAGAAAGUGCGACGAGACUCGGCCAGAGUGUUUGGCCUGCAAGAAACGAGGUAUUCGCUGCGGGGGCUACAACGUCAAGCUACAAUGGAGCGUUGGAAUCGCCUCGCGGGGACGCUUCGUUGGUGCGACAAUGCCCACCCUCCCCGCCCAGAAGAAGUUCUCAUCGUCCACCCUCGCUAGCACCGGCAAAUCGCUGGCCUCCAACAUUCACCUCCCACGGCAGUCUUGUUCCGCAACAGGCCACUCAGCAGGAAGUGCUUGGAUAACCUGUCCACCCGCUGUCCGUAAUGGGCCCCCUGAUUUUGCCAGCAGUCCCACGAAGAGUUCUUUCUCAUCCAGUCGUGAGCAGCUCGGAUCAGACGCGGCCUCGGAUCUCUGCUCAAAUGCGGCCUCGGAUCUCUGCGAACUGCCGGACCGAUGUUCUCCUGCGAAAACCCCACAGGACCGUCGGUGCCAUAUCAAGCGGUCUGCCGAAGACUGGUAUCUCUUUGACCAAGCUAUGGAUACGACGGUACAUCGUUUAUACGGCACUCGGAGGGCAGAGUGGAUUCUGCCACUCAUCCGCAGUCUCGCUGAGACAUCGGACGCGCUGUUUAUCGUUCUUGAGGCCUUGCACCUAUUCCCCAGACAUGGCCGAGAUCUAACCGUCAGGUUCCAUGAGGAGGUAGAUCGUGCUUUGAAAGCGUUUCGCAGCGAGCUCAACAGUAGCCUGGGAACAAUGAACGGCGGGACCAUGUGUGCCGGCCUGUUUCUUUGCACACUAAAUAUCCUCCUGGGAAAUCCGUGGACCAGCCACCUCAAGUGUAUGGCGGAUCUUUAUCAGUUACAUGGCGAUCUCGGCCACCUGAUGAGAAAUGGCCCGCCGCCGCUUGCCAUACAGCAUCCCACUGAGAUCAUGGCCGUGAUGGACUUACCAACAUUGGUGUUAGGACGCGACAUAUGUACCAUGGGUCUCUGGGAGCGCCUCCGCCAGGCUCAGGACAGCUUGGAAGGCGGGCGUCCCGGCGGCGUUGAGGUCUUGACCGGCAUACCGCGUACGCUUCUAGAUAUCUUUGCUUUAUGUGGCCAUAAAAGCGACGAGGACAUAGAUGUUGAAGGCAAAUUCUGGUCCUGGUCGUGGGCAGGAGAAACAGGUGAACUGCCCCAGCGCCAUCUGUGGGAAGCUUGGCGUCUUGCUGGAAUCCUCACGGCGAGACGACUACAGCGAAGGAAAAAGAAGCAUCACCCUGCGCCUGAUGGAGCCUCAAGCCUACAAGGCCAGUCCUUGAACUUGUUGGCAUCUAUGGAGUCGCAGCAGCUAUGGAGUGUUAGUCAUGCUACACCGAUCAUCUCCGAGAUGGUUCUCGGUCGCCUGGUUGACUGCAUCGAUACGCUUUGGGACAUGCGCUGUCGACCUGAAUACGGCCACCUGCUUGUGUGGAACUCUCUUGCCUAUCCCUUCACGGCGGCGCGUCUCGAAGUGACACUGUUGCGAGCCCACCCUGAAUGGCUAAAAGCCCUCGACUCUAUCGCUUCUUCACAUUUCAAGCUCGGGCCCACGUCGUUGAGUAUGCGAUCCCCUUCUAUCCUCAAAAUGCUCGAUGAGGCCAUGGAAAGCGGCGACGACGACUAUGAUUUGGACUUGGCAGCAAAGCUGCAAGGGAUCGAGGUCCCGCUGUUUUGAUGCCCUCAUAUAAACAUUGUUCCAGUCAGGCAGCUGGGGUCCUUGAUCACGAAAGUCCAGGCUAGACAAUUAGUUAAACCACCGUGACCAGGGCCUGUUUACAAGGUUGAGGACAUUGUGGUGCUGGGCGAGGUCAGCAAUCUAUGGGAAUUAUGUCAUUCAAGAGCCUACCAGCCAUCCUCUGCGAGGAAAUGAGAAAUCCUACCACCAUACUGGGCUAUACCUAAGGUACUCAUGACUGAUGGGAGUGUUGGCAAGAUCAACGCAGCCGAAACAAAAUACCGAACC
Molecule: messenger RNA, 2256 nt
Organism: Canariomyces notabilis
Lineage: Eukaryota; Fungi; Ascomycota; Sordariomycetes; Sordariales; Chaetomiaceae
Exons: 3
Coding region: 259-1968 (569 amino acids)
Biological process (GO): positive regulation of transcription by RNA polymerase II
Cellular component (GO): nucleus
Molecular function (GO): zinc ion binding; transcription cis-regulatory region binding; DNA-binding transcription factor activity, RNA polymerase II-specific
Source: RefSeq, a predicted model, not a curated record